Messenger RNA from Colius striatus (speckled mousebird), 6761 nucleotides. It is a transcript of the gene CREB5, whose product is annotated as cAMP responsive element binding protein 5. NCBI's taxonomy places the organism in Eukaryota, Metazoa, Chordata, Aves, Coliiformes, Coliidae. Gene Ontology annotation, molecular function: cAMP response element binding; DNA-binding transcription factor activity, RNA polymerase II-specific. Gene Ontology annotation, biological process: regulation of transcription by RNA polymerase II. The record is from RefSeq and is a predicted model, not a curated record. The transcript has 11 exons. The coding region runs from base 58 to 1563 and encodes 501 amino acids.
CCGGCCGCGCUGCCGGUCCCGUCCCCGCCGCGCCGGGCGAUUUAUGAGGAAUCAAAGAUGAACUUGGAGCAGGAGAGGCCUUUUGUCUGCAGUGCCCCAGGCUGCUCACAGCGUUUUCCAACAGAGGAUCAUCUGAUGAUUCACAGGCACAAACAUGAAAUGACUUUGAAGUUUCCUUCAAUAAAAACAGAUAAUAUGUUAUCAGAUCAGACUCCUACACCAACACGCUUUCUGAAGAACUGUGAGGAAGUGGGCCUCUUCAAUGACAUCGACUGCUCCCUAGAGCACGAGUUUAGGAAGGCACAAGAAGAGGAGAACAAUAAAAGAAAUAUCUCCAUGCAUAACACAGUUGGAGGAGCAAUGGCAGGACCUGGAUCUCACCAGCUAGCAAAUACGAGGAUGCCAAACCAUGACACCAGCGUCGUGAUUCAACAAGCCAUGCCAUCUCCUCAGUCCAGUUCAGUCAUUACACAAGCACCUUCCACAAAUCGCCAGAUUGGGCCUGUCCCAGGUUCUCUGUCUUCACUACUGCACCUACAUAACCGACAAAGACAACCUAUGCCUGCCUCUAUGCCUGGCACCCUGCCCAACCCUACUAUGCCUGGAUCUUCUGCUGUGCUCAUGCCUAUGGAGCGACAAAUGUCAAUGAACUCCAACAUCAUGGGAAUGCAGGGGCCGAACAUCAAUAAUCCGUGUGCUUCACCUCAAGUCCCUCCAAUGCAUUCAGAAGCCAAAAUGAGACUGAAGGCAGCGCUGACUCAUCAUCCUGCCACCAUGUCAAACGGGAAUAUGAACACCAUGGGCCACAUGAUGGAAAUGAUGAGCUCUCGGCAGGACCAGACGCCACACCAUCAUAUGCACUCACAUCCUCAUCAGCACCAGACACUGCCACCUCAUCACUCGUACCCGCACCAGCACCAGCAUCCGGCGCAUCAUCCUCAUCCUCAGCCUCAUCACCAGCAGAAUCAUCCCCACCACCACUCUCACUCGCACCUUCACACACACCCAGCACAUCACCAGACCUCGCCGCACCCACCGCUGCACUCAGGCGGACAAGCACAGGUCUCGCCAGCAGCACAGCAGAUGCAGCCCACGCAGACAAUACAGCCACCACAGCCAACCGGGGGUCGCCGGAGGAGGGUGGUGGACGAAGACCCGGAUGAGAGGAGACGGAAAUUUCUGGAAAGGAACCGAGCUGCCGCCACACGCUGCAGACAGAAGAGGAAGGUCUGGGUGAUGUCACUGGAAAAAAAAGCAGAAGAGCUCACCCAGACAAACAUGCAGCUUCAGAAUGAGGUUUCCAUGCUGAAAAAUGAGGUAGCACAGCUGAAACAGUUAUUGUUAACACAUAAAGACUGUCCGAUAACAGCUAUGCAGAAAGAAUCACAAGGAUAUCUAAGUCCCGAAAGCAGUCCUCCUGCGAGCCCGGUCCCAGCUUGCUCCCAGCAGCAAGUCAUCCAGCACAACACCAUCACAACCUCCUCCUCCGUCAGCGAUGUUGUGGGAAGCUCCACUCUCAGCCAGCUCGCCAGUCACAGAACAGACAUCAACCCCAUCCUUUAAAAGAGGUUGAUCAGAAACUGCUAGGGGAGUGGGGCAGCGUAUCAAAGUGUCCUCUGUGCUAAGGACAUUUGCAACCAUAACUCAUGCCUGGAAGAUUCCUCAGUUCUUGAAAGACUCUGGCUUUCAUUUUUAUAGUUAUUAAAAUGUCUUUUAUACUUAGUUACAUAAAAGGGAGUUAUGCAAUUAAUAUGCUAUCAGCUUGAGAAAUGCUUUGGUGCUUUCUCCAGUUUUUUUGGUACCAGUUACUUGUUUAUAAACCUAACUGUUUCUGUACAUAGUCAUGUUUCCUUCUCACCGAUAUAGCCUGAAGCCUCAGAAAUAUGGAGUUGUGUUAAACUGCAGCUUGUUAGCCAAUGUGAGGCAUGAAAAAUAUUAAACAGAGUCAUACAUAGGUAACUAGGAGUAAUUAGGCUAUAAAUACAUAUGGAGAGGGAAUCUGGUGACAGCAUAAUAAAAAGUGAGUUAGCAUUGUGCUAUGAGCAGAUCCCAUCUUGCUUUCAGAGCCUCUUUCAAAGUGGUUACAUAGGACAAAAUCAAGCCCAAAUAACAUGCUCUCCCCCUUCUCCUCUCUCCCGUACUCUGGCCUUUUCUCCUCCAGUUACUUUUACAGCUUCUUUUUCCCUUCCCAAACCCUUUUAAUCCCGCAGCUUUUUUUUUUCCCUGCUUUUUUUCAUUCCAAGGCUUUCUUGCUUCCCUUUCUUUUUCUCAAAGAACGGUGAUGAACAAGUGAAAACUUCAAGCCCACCUAAAAACUGUCGGCACAGCUGCUGCUCUCACUUGCUCUUCACCUGCAGCUGGGCUGCGCUGAGCGUUUGGCUUUUAAAAAAACAGAAAUGCUUCUGAUUUAGUGUUUUUAAUAAACAGUGAAAGGCAAAAGCAGUGCAGCCCCAGGUGAAGCGGGAUUGAGAGCCAGCUGUGUCGAUGCUAGCAGCCCUGUAAGCUUCUGCAGUGCAGUACGAACGAGCAGCACCCGAGAAUCACAGCAAUUCUUUUGCACUGACAGUCAUUAACAUAGAAAAAUCUAUGUAGUACAUAAUAAUUCAGAAAACUUUUGUACCCUAACCCAGUUGUGUUGUUCUAGCAAUGAAAGCCAACAGCCUCAGGUUUCACGGCCUAUAAACAAGAAAUACAUCAGCAUAACGGUUCUGUCCGGUUGGAAAAAUGCCAUUUUUAAUGCCUAGGGAAAGCCCUGCUCUCUGCAGGCAUUCUUUUAAGUGUUCCUGGACCUAUCUCGAGCUGACAGACAGCAGUGUAGCUUCACUGACUUUAAUGGCACUUAACGCCCGUUUGCUGCGCGUAAGGAAUUGUCUCAUUAGGACGCUAAACAGUUUUUAGAAGACAUGUGGCUGCUGGAAAGCGCUGCAAGAAUGGCAAAUCCCACUGUGCCCUGAGUAAAAUUCAGUCUUGCAAAGAGGGUCUGGAAAAGAGCCUUAUGCCACAAUUAAGGUUUUUGUUUGGACGCUUGGGCCUGCCCCUCAGCGCAACUGAUUUGCAUCCCCGAGUGGUACCAGUGAUUGAUGGCAAAAUCAGACAGAGAUGAUGCCAAUUAAUUAUGCUGCCUUGCUGUAUGUGGGGACCUGAUUUUGCUCUCAAGUCUGUCAGCGACAAAACCUCCCACUGCUUACCCGGGGAGCAGGCUCCAGGCUGGUGAUAAAUGAUCAAAUAUUUUGAGCUACAUCUUUAAUAGCAAAAGCUAAAUCAAGUUAUUCCCAGCAAAUCCUCUAGCCCUGAACAUGCUUUGUUCUGGAGCAAAGUUCUCUUCCUUGAAGAUCAUGUCUUUGGUUUUUCGAGGAGUCACGGGUUUUAAGAGGGUGGCUCUUCUCUAUGCGGGAGGGAGAGUGAAACAACCGAAGCAUGAGGCUCUGUAAGGAGCAGGGCCCACCUAGAAAGGAAAGCAAAAUUCUAAGGAUCAUUCCUGUCCAAAUUAGUUCUCACCUUGGUAACUAACUUUUACUCAGUAUUCUUUUCUUUAACAGCUUGCUUUCCAUUUAUGCAAAUACACUCAAAAGAUUUUUAAUGUACAGUAUAAAUCUCGACUUGAUUAUAUAGUCUAAGAACCAAAAAGAGAUGAAAAAAUACAAAUGUAAAGGAUUUUCUAUUAUAUUUUAGACAAACAUAUGCUUUUAAAGUGCUUUAAAUACCGAAUCUAUAAUUGUUUUUAACCUCCAGUUGUAAUAGCUAAAUGGUUUUGCUUUAUCAUGGCUCCCAAGGGAACUUUCUCAAAUACGCAGUUGAGCAAAAUGUUCCAGCUGAGUAUCCACUAUGUAAAAAAAAAACAAAACAAAACAAAACCAAAUAAGCAUCUCCCCUGUGUCUGAAUUUCAUCAUUCAAAGAAAAUGCCACAGGGUUAAUUUUUAAAACUUCAGCUCUAUGUGGGUAGCACUUAAAUACAUUAAAAAAUAAAAAUCAAUUGUUGGUAAUAUUAGAAAACCCAGUUGAGCUACACUGCACUAGAAUUACAGUUUAGCUUCAUUUUAUUCAGUCUCUUCAAUUAAAAUAUUUAGCUGUUAAACUGAAAGCCUCUACAUUAAAAAGGAAAAAAAAAAAGAGAAAAAAUACAAAAACCUCGCCUAAGUUUUGUUAAAUUCAGCAACUUGACAGUUUGACUGAUGUGUAUUAUAUAUAGCUCAAUUAUUUCUUUUUUUAAUGCUAACUAGGCAAGCCAACCACACAUGUUGGCCUAAAUGUGUAACUACAAUGAAAUGUCUCCUCUCUAUACUAUUGGCCUUUAGGUAUAAUCCUUGCUAGUGAUGUGGAAAUAAGUAAAGGAUGAAAAGCUAUUUGCUAUUGCUUCUUGUAACUCUGUCGCAGGUUCACAGGCCAAGACAACAUGCAGCAUAUUUAUAUCAGCUAUAUCUUCAGUAAAAGGACCAACCGUACCAGGCACCUUAUAUUGCUCAUCAGAUUCACUUCUACGUUGAAAUGCUCUUGUUUUCCACGGGGGUGAUCCUGCAGCCUUUCCUCAUGUGGCUGGUCUGGCUGGGCACCAGAGACUGCCUGAGCAAGGGCUGAGGGAGAAGCCCCUGCCCCACUGUCCUCUGGACGUCCAUCUGUUGCUCGAUCAGUGGCACUGGCCUCUUCCUAAGCACAUCACUCUAAACGCACUUCCCGGCCUCUUUCUGGUGAGGAGAAAUCCUAGUUUUCCAUGAGCUACUAUUGGAGAUUGCUUCGCUUUCCUCCUGCCCCAGCGAUCCAGCCCGUCGCCUGGCUCCAUGCGCCAUCCAGCUGCCAGUGGACGCCUCCUUGGGAACACUCCCCUCGCCCACUGCCCCGGGCAGCUGCCGGGCAGCCACAGCCACUGCCAGCGCCUUGUCGCCAGAAGCCACUGCUGGGCACUGAAUCUGAAGCGCCUUGGAAAUCUCAGCCAUGGACAACUGCAGUGCUUUGGUGGGAAAGAAAUGAUGCUGUGAUCCGGUUCCUCCAUCCCUGACCCCCCUUCCCCGAGUCAAUUUAUGCAAGCCAUAUUCAUAAUGCUGCCUGUGGGAGACAAGUAGUUUGUGUGCUAUCAUGGUGUGUUUUAUAGGGAUGACAAUGAUGAUGAUGAUAAUAAUUUAUGGAGAAUUUCACGCUGUUGGGAGUUAAUUCCUGCUACGAAGCUAAAUGUCUGCUGCCCAUCUUCUGAAUAGUGGAAAGUCAAUGGUUCAGUGCCUCAGUGCGUGCGGAUUUAAUGUGUUAAUUGACUCUGUCCUGUAAACUAACAAGCCAGCCAUAACUGUUGUUAAAUGCCCAAACUUUUGAGGAUUCGUAUUUUUUUAAGCAACAAUAUUUAGUGUUGAAAACUAGCCUUUUAGUUUAGGCAAAAAAUGUGCUUUUUAGCAGCUAAUACCUUUUUUAAAAAAAAAGCGUAUAGAGUGAAUUUAUGAAAAUUCAUGAGGACCAAAGCGAUUUUAAAACAGGAAUCUAUUAAUUUAGUAUUCACAUAGAAUUUUAUAAAGUAUUUAUUAAUAAAUGUUAUUUUAACACAUUCCAUUUGAACAGUAUUCUUGUACAGAAUCUGUUUGGGUUUUUUAAGUUACAAUAUUAGUUUUGCAAUAAACUACUCUAAGUGUGUGUGCAUCUUAAACUUUCAGGGUCUCAAGCAGAAGUCAUCCAUCUAAGAUGGAAAAGCUUGCUGAGGUCAGUUGUACAGAAAUUCCUAGAAUUAAAUGUUUUCCUUAAAGCAGCAUCUGCUCUUUUUUUUUUUCCUUUUUCUUUUUUUUUGGUAGCAACAAAACAAAUUAUGAACCUUCAGUUGUUUCCUUCGUAUUGGAAAUGUGCUCUCGCAUUUUAGAAAGCAUGGGUCAACAUAUAACUGGAAAGCCUGUCUUUUUUUUCACCUUUUUUUUUAAGGCUGAUUUUAUACAUCACUAUGGGAGAUAGAUGUAACCCCAUCCUUGUUUCUUUUCUAAUAUUACAUAGUGAGUUGCACUAUAUUGCCUUAUCAUUGCCUCUUCUGUCCUCUUACUAAGCAGUGUUCCUUAGAUUUAGACCAUUGAAGCUCCAUUAUACAUCAGAGAAAAUUACUGGAGGGGGAAGAAGAGAAAAAGAUUGAUCUGUAGACAUAAAAACUAAACUGUGCCUAUAAAACAAAGCCAGUUACAACUAAUUAGUAUCUUAUUUCUACGUUUCAAUUAUUUAUAUAAUUUUAAAAUUGCACUUUAGCUCUCACUCUCUUUCUUGCUCUCCCUUGUUGAAUCAUUUAUAAAUACUCUUGUAAAACAUUUGCACCAGAUACAUUUAUAUGCUUCUGCUGGUGGCAUAUCUACAACUUGUCUCUCACACCUGCCCGAACGAAGCAGCUGAGAACAGCCAGUCUGCAGUGUGACUUAGACUUUAUACCCUCUUCAUGACAGCAUAUAAAUGUUUUAUUAUGCAAAGUGCGUGUGGCAGCAUCUAAGCUACAUUUAUAAUCUCUCAUCCCGAGAACCAAAGUGUCCUGUAUAUCAUAAGGUCAGGAGACUGGCUGUGUUGUGCAUUGUUGUGCACUUUGACUGUUGUCCAACUCACAGUAGCUGUGAAGCUGCAGUGAUAACAGUGGCCAUAACUAUGUAUUAGAGUUCUGAAUCAAUAAAAUAUGUUGCCUUAUAACUUGACUAGGGACAGCACCUUUAAAAAAAAAAAAAUAAGGAAAGAGAAUAAAAACUUUCUAAGGACAAACAAAAGCAAUAUAAUCUCAAGUUAUUUCAACACCAAAAAAAAAAAUUGUUCAACUUUUCAU